This is a messenger RNA of Acanthopagrus latus (yellowfin seabream), 3704 nucleotides long. It is a transcript of the gene rad54b, whose product is annotated as RAD54 homolog B. The transcript has 16 exons. The coding region runs from base 177 to 2996 and encodes 939 amino acids. Gene Ontology annotation, cellular component: nucleus. The record is from RefSeq and is a predicted model, not a curated record. Gene Ontology annotation, molecular function: ATP-dependent chromatin remodeler activity; ATP binding; DNA translocase activity. Lineage: Eukaryota; Metazoa; Chordata; Actinopteri; Spariformes; Sparidae. Gene Ontology annotation, biological process: double-strand break repair via homologous recombination; reciprocal meiotic recombination.
CCACUUUCGGAGCUCAACCAAUCACGUUCUUCAAAACAUUCAGCGGGAGAAACGGAACAGUACAGAGAGUUUAGGGAAGAAAAAACAAGGCAUUUUGCGGAACUAGUGACAAUUUGUGAUCUUAAAUCGUGUCAACCAGCUAAUGAGAUAGAUUAUUGUGGGUUGACAACAGAAGAAUGCGGCGAUCAGGAGCUCCCAGCCAGCUCCUGGGUAAUGCAGUGAAAAAGCCACGGUUUAUGCCUCCUGGAGCAUGCACUGCAGCUGAAUCCAAGCCCCUCACUCCCAAAUUUGGUUUGGGCAAUGCACUCCAAAAGGUUCAGCGAAGUCUAGCAGCACCAGUUCUGAGUAAAACGGAUGAUGAGGUCCAGCCCAAAGUGGCCCAGGCUGCCCCAGGCUUGUCGAGGGUUCUAGCUCGUGUUCUUAAUGCAGUGGACAGUAAGGAAAAUGAGGCUGAGACAGGACAUCCUUGCACUGACUUGGAUAAUACAAAAGACAUCAAACCAGCAGGAGCGAAUGGUUAUCCUCACUUGACUCCUGGGUCACCUCUAACCCCUCAGCCUUCAGUGGGGUCAGCAUGCCUCGCUGGAGCUGCAGGUUCAGACUCUGGCUGCAGUCAGGAUGGAGCGCGUUACUUCAGUGUGGUGUGGUGUAAGGCCAGUAAGAAGAAGCACAAGCGCUGGGAGGGCGAUGCGGUCCUGGUUACAAGAGGACGCACAGCCACACUGAAGGACAUGGAGGGCAAGGACAUUGGCAAGGGAAGUGGCUACAAGGUGUCCGUGUUGGCCUCCCUGUCUGAGGGAGAGACCCUGAUGAUUGGAGGGAAGGAGGUGGAGGUGAUGGGGAUCAUUUCUGCUGAGGACUUUGCCAGGGGACGUUGUUUUCUAGAUGUCCAGGUAGAGAAAGAGGAGCCGCAAACAAAGUCCGUUCCACCUCCCUCUCGUCGCUUGGCAUCCAAACCUUUCUGCCCCCCAACGAUGGUUGGAAAAGCAAAUCAACUAGGAUGCAAACCAGAGGAGGAACAAACCUGCAGACCUCGCCAUGACCCACUGGCUCCAGGCGCAUUGGUGAUGCCUCGUCCCUCUCCUAACCACCAGUGGUCUAACAACAAGUCCGGACUUCCUGUGGUUGAUGUUGUCGUUGACCCUCACCUGACCAGUCACCUGCGACCCCACCAGAGAGACGGCCUGCUCUUUCUCUACGAGUGUGUCAUGGGCCUGAGAGCUGUGGGACGCUAUGGAGCUAUCCUGGCUGACGAGAUGGGUCUGGGGAAGACCCUCCAGAGCGUGGCGCUGUCCUGGACGUUGCUCAAACAAGGACCCUAUGGUGGGAAACCAGUUGCGAAGCGUGUCUUAGUGGUCACACCUGGCAGCCUUGUGCAGAACUGGGGUGCAGAGUUCAACAAGUGGCUCGGCCGUGAAAGGAUCAGUGUUUUCACUGUGGAUCAGGACCACAGGGUGGAGCAGUUUGUGUUGUCCCCGCUCCACAGUGUUCUUGUGAUCAGCUAUGAAAUGCUGCUGCGCAGUCUGGAGCAGAUACAGAAAGUGGAUUUCGGUCUUGUCAUUUGUGACGAGGGCCACAGGUUAAAGAACAGCAGCAUCAAAACGUCCUCAGCCCUCAGCAGCCUGAGCUGUCAACGCAGAGUCAUACUAACAGGCACCCCAGUACAGAACGACCUGCAGGAGUUCUACGCUAUUAUUGAGUUUGUCAACCCGGGGAUUCUUGGGUCGUCAACAGGGUACAGGAAAGUGUAUGAGGAGCCUAUUCUGCGCUCCAGACAGCCCUCCUGCAAAGAGGAGGAGAGGGUUUUAGGAGAGGAGCGAGCAGCAGAGCUCUCUCGCUUGACGGGCAUGUUCAUCCUGAGACGGACACAGGAGAUCAUAAACCGCUACCUGCCUCCUCGUCUCGACUGGACCCUGUUCUGCGAGCCGUCGCCUCUCCAGCUUGAUCUGUACAAGCAACUCCUCUGCCACAGAGUCUUCAGAGCCUGCCUCCAGAGCUCCACGCAAACUCACACACACCUGGCCUGCAUCACUGCACUCAAGAAGCUCUGUAACCAUCCUGGCCUGCUCCACUCAACUGUGAAGGAAAGAAAAGACAAUGGUUCAGACGAGAGCUCUUUAUACGAGGGCCUGGUCGAGUUCUUCCCAGAAUCCUACUCCUCAGGUGGAUUCAACACUGCUGACUCUGGAAAACUCCUGGUUCUAUCAGACCUGCUGACCGCCAUCAGACAACUCAGCCCCUCAGACAGGGUGGUCAUAGUGUCCAACUAUACUAAGACACUCGACAUGCUCCAGGACUUAUGUGCACACAUGGGCUACACCUUCUGCCGGCUCGAUGGACACACCCCCACCAACCAACGACAACGGCUGGUUGACAAUUUCAACAGUCCCUAUUCUCAAAACUUCCUGUUCCUGCUGAGCUCCAAAGCAGGUGGGGUGGGGCUUAACCUGGUGGGUGCUUCCCAUCUGGUGCUUUAUGAUAUUGACUGGAACCCUGCCAAUGACAUUCAGGCCAUGGCUCGAGUAUGGAGAGAUGGACAGAAGAAGACUGUGCACAUCUAUCGUCUCCUCACAGCCGGCACUAUCGAGGAGCGUAUUUUCCAGAGACAGGUGUCCAAACAGGGGCUUUCUGGGACGGUGGUUGACCUGGGCAAAGGGGCAGAUCACACCAGCUUCUCCACCAGUGAGCUGCGAGAUCUUUUCAGCCUGACAGACACACCCUCUCUGACACACGACCUGCUGAACUGCAGCUGCAGCAUGGACGGCUCCGUCCAGGCUGUUGUGGAGGAGGAGGAGCAGGUUUCUGAUAGGCCGUGCCAGCUUGGUCGCCAAGGUGACCGCGGGGGGGCAGCACAGAAACAUCUGAGCAUGUCCGAGCUGAUGCAGUGGAGACAUUUCUCUGGUGACACACACACCUUCUUGGACCCCUACCUUGAUCACGCACAAAACCACAUCACCUUCGCCUUCCAGACCACCAUCUCUCACAUGGCUCACUAAGCACGCAUGAGAUUACACUGUAGAUACGGAUGACUCACACAGACAAACACAUAUAUUUCUUCUGCGUGUUUGUCUUCAGGCCUUCUGGGCUUUGUCCACAUCCUGGCUCCAACAUAUGUCUAAAACACACAGAGGUUCCAGCAGUUUUGAGUGACUGUUUGUGAGAUUCUGCUUUUGUCUUGAAUGCUUCUUUAUUUAUUCAAAGACAUUUUCAAUAAAACUUUAUUAAAUAAAUGAAAUUUAAAAGGUAUGUGUAAUAAACAAGCUUUUAAGGAGUUGCACAUUGUUUAUUGACUGAAGAUACCCUCCUGGGGAGAGCAAAGCAUUUUUUUGAUUUUUGAUGAAUCUAGCAGGUUGAAAGAGUGCCAGCGCCAGUCAUUAGCCUGAGGUUUUGUGCUGUAUGUUAUGUGGCGACCUUGUGAAAUCGGCAGAGAUUUUUGGUGUCUGUCAUUCUUCAGUCUGUUAUUUUACACUGGCCUUUUUAUGCGCUUCAACAAAAAGCUGCUGCGUGGGGGUUACGUGGCUGUUUGUUUCUCUGUGUGUGUGCGCACCCUUUAUUGGCAUGUGGUUAGUGCUCUGGUCUGUCAGCUUGACUGAGCUCCAGCACAAUGCAUCUUUACAUAAACAUUGUAAUUAUUAUUUAUUGGAUGAUCAGCACUCUGCAUGAUUGUUAAGCAAUUCUGUUGUAUAAUAAAUGGGUCUCUGGGA